UGGAAGGGUGGAGCGGGGUGGAGGUUGCUGUGUACGAAAUGUACCAUAGCAUCCCUGUCCUAAACGAUCGCUUUUUCACUACCUGUGUCAUCACAGCUCAACAGACCGAUACCGAUCUUAUCGUUGUUCAGCUGCCGUUCGAUAUCAACGCCCUGCCCGAGGAGUUCAAGCAACGAAGCCAACGCCACCCCAACCUACGAAGUCCUAAGUUCGAAUACAAGCCCACACAGAGUGAAGGCUCAUACCAAGACGACGAAGCGGCGAAGAAGAAGGAUGGCGUGAGUCUCGUUGAGGGACGCUAUGUCAGUGUCGAGUACGUCUCUGUAGGGAAUACGGGCAAAGAUGGACAGAGCGAGGUUACGUGGAAGAUGGCGACGGCGAGUGAUGCCGCAGGGAAGAUUCCGCAGUUUGUCACGAACACGUCGUUGCCGGGGCAGGUUAUUAAUGAUGUGCCGUGGUUCUUGAAUUGGGUUAAUGGGAGGAGGAACUAGGGGGAGGGAGCACUGGGGAGGUAGCUAGGACACGGGUUGAUAUUCAGAUGUUGGUUCUACUUGCUUUUUGGCGUUGUCUGGGUCUUCCAACGCCCACUGGGCAUUCUGAACAAGUUGAAAGUAUUAUAUGCUGAAAAUCUGAGCGAGCUAUGCUUACGACGAUAUCGCGAAAUCUGAUAGAAAGAAGAAUACAAAGAUACACACU
Messenger RNA from Mytilinidion resinicola, 696 nucleotides. RefSeq lists its product as uncharacterized. The record is from RefSeq and is a predicted model, not a curated record. The transcript is spliced from 3 exons. The coding region runs from base 39 to 491 and encodes 150 amino acids. Lineage: Eukaryota; Fungi; Ascomycota; Dothideomycetes; Mytilinidiales; Mytilinidiaceae.